GCGCAGCUCAGGUUGCCUGGAUACCUCACGCCACAAGCGCGCGCGCUCUUGGGCUGAGGGCGGUUGGGCCUCAGUUCCCCCAGGAGCAGGCGGAGGAGCCGGUGAGAAGCGGAGCGGAGCUCGGAGUGCGGCCUCUGCGCUGACUCCUGUCUCUCCUCCCCGCAGCACACCGGACGCCUGAGCGCCGGUGCGGUCUGCCAAGAGCGAUGCCGCUGCCCGACACCAUGUUCUGCGCGCAGCAGAUCCACAUUCCCCCGGAGCUGCCCGACAUCCUGAAGCAGUUCACCAAAGCUGCCAUCCGCACGCAGCCGGUGGACGUUCUGCAGUGGUCAGCGGGGUACUUUUCAGCCCUGUCCAGAGGAGACCCACUUCCUGUAAAGGACAGACUUGAAAUACCUGUGGCCACUCAGAAGACCGACACAGGCCUGACCCAGGGGCUCCUGAAAGUCCUGCACAAGCAGUGCAGCCACAAACAAUACAUGGAAUUACCCGAUCUUGAGAAGAAGUGGAAGAAUUUGUGCCUGCCGGUAGAGAAGUUCAGAGCUCUCCUGGAGCUGGACCCGUGUGAAGACAACAAGAUCGAGUGGAUCAAGUUUCUAGCGCUUGGCUGCAGCUCCCUGGGUGGCACACUGAACACCGCCAUGAAGAAUAUCUGUGAGAUCCUCACUGCUGACCCAGAGGGUGGGCCUGCUCAGAUUCCAUUUGAUACUUUUUCCUACAUCUACCAGUACUUGAGUUCGCUGGACCCAGAACUCUUGGCCUCAGAGACGCAGACCUAUCUUGCCACUUUAAGAGAGAAGUCUGAAUCUAGGAAGAAUGGCAUGAUAGGACUUUCGGACUUCUAUGUUGCAAAAAAGACAGUAUAGGAAGCCUUGGCGAGAAAGCUCUGAAGACCAUUAAUACAGAGGAGAGCACAUUUAAUGUAGUGCCUUUGAAAACCCU
Microtus oregoni (creeping vole) is the source of this 942-nucleotide messenger RNA. RefSeq names its product rhophilin associated tail protein 1 like (gene Ropn1l). NCBI's taxonomy places the organism in Eukaryota, Metazoa, Chordata, Mammalia, Rodentia, Cricetidae. The record is from RefSeq and is a predicted model, not a curated record. The transcript has 5 exons. Bases 207 to 866 code for a protein of 219 amino acids.